AGUCAAAUCAGGACCAAAUCCUGAAAAGCUUAUCCUCUAUUUUCGUCUAUAAAAGACUAAAAAGCUCGGAUGAAACCCUAUAUUUGCAUGCUUCUCCGGAACCAAUACUUCUGAGUUCUUUGGAGUCUUCGGCAAUGGCGAUCGAGAGGCAGCAGCCUAGAGCUAGGAGAAGGGUUUCUUCUGAUCGAUCGGCGGGACGGAUCUUCGAUCUCUAUGACAGUGAUCAGUGCUCUGAUCCGGAGGAGGAUGAUCGAGGCCGGGAUGAUGAGGAGUGGACUUGUGAAUCGGAGAGCAAGAGGCCGCGCAAGAAGAUCAAGAGAACUGGGACGGAUUGUGGGGUUGUUGUUGUUAAAGGACAGCGGACUCCGCGGCGGUCUUCUGGUCUUCAGGGGAAGGUGAAUCCUGUCUCUUCUUGGAUUUCUGGGCGGGACUUGGUGGAUGGUGUUGGUCGAGGCUUGCGGGGUGAUGCAGAGAAGCAAGGAUUGGGGGGAAAUCUUAGGAUUACUGGGGAACUUCAUCGGCACUUUCCAUUGGCUAGAAGGGAGGCACUUUUUGGUAAUGGGGUUGGGGAUGGAUUGAAGAAGAAGGUGAGAAGUUUUAAUGGAUCAUGCCGUCCGUUUUCAGCAUCCUCCGCUAUGGGUAGAAUUCGGGGUGAAGAAAAAUCUAUCAGUUUGAAUUCCUGUGGAGAGAUAGAAAAGGCUGACAUACUUAGAAGUGCUCGCUAUGUGUUAGACUUUAUAUUGCCUUUUCUGAAACAACUGAACCAAGAACAAGUGAAAGAAAUUGAGAUUGAAGCCAAUAUUCAAGGGUUGCUGUUACCAGAGAUGAGGCCACAACAAGCAGUUUGCCAGAAAGAUGAGCGUGUAUUCUGUAACAAUUGUAAAACCUCAAUUGUUGAUUUCCAUCGGGUCUGUUCGAAUUGUGGCUAUGAAUUAUGCCUGAGAUGUUGUCAAGAAUUACGUUCAGGUGAUUUGAGGGGUUGCUGUCAAUUUGUGACACCACAUUAUCCAUAUAGAGGACAACCCUACAUGCAUGGUGGUGAUCCUCUUCCAGGAGUUAGUCAAGAAAAUGAGAGUUCCACGACAAAUUACCAUAUAAAUAUUGCUAAAUGGAAAGCUAACUCUGAUGGAAGCAUCCCAUGCCCCCCCACUGCUGUUGGUGGAUGUGGUUCUUCUGUGCUAGAGCUUAGACACAUCUUCCCUAGAAAUUUUUUAUUGGAUCUGGAAGCUAAGGCAGAGAAAUUAGGUAGCAGUCUGCAUUUUGAUGCCCCUGUAGAGCAAAAGUACAUUUGCUCCUGUUCUACCACUGAAAUGUCCAGGAAAGCAGCUUCAAGAACUGAUUCAAGUGAUAAUUACAUAUAUUGCCCUUCACUGGCUGAAGUUGAGGAAGAUGGAAUGGUUCAUUUUCAGAGUCACUGGUUAAAGGGAGAACCAGUUAUUGUUAGUGGGUUGGUUAAUGAAAGAUCAGGUUUGUGCUGGGAGCCAAUGGCUAUGUGCCGUGCAAUAUGCAAUAAUGAAGGAAGCUACAAGAUGAAGGCCAUUGAUUGUCUUGCUUGUUGUGAGGUUGAGAUAAGCACCCACCAAUUUUUUGAAGGCUAUAAGCAAGGAAGAAUGUAUCCAAAUCAAUGGCCAGAAAUGCUUAAAUUGAAGGAUUGGCCUACAUCAAAUCACUUUGAGGAGUUUUUACCACACCAUGGUGCUGAAUUUAUUAAGUCUUUGCCUUUUCAAGAGUAUACGAAUCCAAAGAAUGGCCUUCUAAAUAUUGCUGCGGCUCUCCCUUUGGACAUUCUAAAAUUGGACAUGGGACCAAAAUCAUAUAUUGCAUAUGGCGCCAGAGAAGAGCUUGGACGGGGGGACUCGGUCACUAAGCUUCACUGUGAUGUUUCAGAUGCGGUUAAUGUUUUGAUGCAUUCAUCUGAUGUAAAAUUUAAAAAGGAGCGCAUAUGUGAGAUUGAGAAAAUGAAAAGGCAACACAGACUGCAAAAUGAAAAAGAGCGACUGCAAGAUUCUCAUAUUAAUGGGGAUCUUACUGAUGUAAGAAAUGAAGGAUACUUGAAGGCAGGCGACCAAGAAGAUACCAAUUUACCUGCAAUCACACAGGGGGGAGCUAUAUGGGAUAUUUUUCGGAGACAAGAUGUUCCUAAGCUACAGUCUUUUCUUAAAAAGCAUUCAAAGGAAUUUCGGCAUAUUUAUUGUUCUCCUGUUUAUCAGGUUUUUAAUCCUGUCCAUGAUGAAACAUUUUAUUUAACCAUUGAACAUAAAAGAAUGCUCAAGGAGAAAUACGGAAUCGAACCGUGGACGUUUGAGCAGGCCCUAGGAGAAGCAGUUUUCAUUCCUGCUGGAUGUCCCCAUCAAGUGAGAAACUUGAAGUCCUGCACGAAGGUUGCUCUUGACUUUGUUUCCCCUGAGAAUGUUGGUGAAUGCCUACGCUUAACAGAGGACUUUCGGGUGCUUCCUACUAACCACCGGGCAAAAGAAGAUAAACUUGAGAUAAAGAAAAUGAUUGUUUAUGCUGUCAAUAAAGCUGUGAAGACCUUGCAGGAUUUUGUUCCCUCCAAAAAGGAGAAAGCCACCCCAAACUAACCAACAGUUUUGACACCUCUAUACUGCACCCCAUUGGAGUCUUAGAAUUAUGUCCACCAAUUUUUGUUAUCUUUAAUAGAAUAAAAAUGUUCCUUUCUUAACUUUAUACCUGUUAAUAGUUAAAAGCAUCUGGUAAACAUGAGCUGUGUCUGUAAAUAUCUAUAGAUCUUUUAUGUUUAUGCAAUUAAAUUUAUGUUUUCAGACAAUUC
Dioscorea cayenensis subsp. rotundata (Guinea yam) is the source of this 2791-nucleotide messenger RNA. RefSeq names its product lysine-specific demethylase JMJ25-like. The record is from RefSeq and is a predicted model, not a curated record. NCBI's taxonomy places the organism in Eukaryota, Viridiplantae, Streptophyta, Magnoliopsida, Dioscoreales, Dioscoreaceae. Gene Ontology annotation, cellular component: chromatin; histone deacetylase complex. The coding region runs from base 135 to 2582 and encodes 815 amino acids. Gene Ontology annotation, biological process: regulation of transcription by RNA polymerase II. The transcript has 10 exons. Gene Ontology annotation, molecular function: chromatin DNA binding; histone H3K9 demethylase activity; transcription coregulator activity.